AUGUUGUUCCGCCAAAUCCCGUGGCGAUCGCGAAGAAAUCUUCGAGAUCAAGAUAUUUCCAAGAACGAGGCUAGAAUCAACCAAGACGAGAUUGAGAAUCUCCACUCCCAGCAACAAAGCGCGAUUACGAGCAGGGCUCGAUUGGAGGAGCUUGUAGAGCAGCUGGAAAUCGAGCAGAAGAAGAGAUACGUCGCGGACGUCGAGUACGUGCGUCUCCUCCAGGCAUGUCCCAAGCUCAAAGCUUUGGACAUUGCUCGACGCCUCCACUCACAGAUCGUGAGAGCGUCGCUGGACAACCGCGUCUUCCUCGGCAACCAUCUCAUCCACACCUAUGGGAAAUGCCACAGCCUGGACGAUGCAUGGGAAACUUUCGAGCGCAUGAGCUACAAGAACGUUUACACAUGGACUGCGAUCAUCGGGGUAUGUGCUCACCACCACUGUCACUCACUUGCGAUUAUCUUGCUCAGGCAAAUGCUGCUGGAGGGUGUGAAACCAGACAACAUCACGCUGCUCGCGGCGCUCACGUCCUGUGAGACCUCGCAAGCUCUCCCCGCCGGUAAGCUCAUUCACGGCUUGAUCGCUCAGAGUGGACACCAGUGUGACUUAAUCCUGGAAAAUGCUCUUGUCAGCAUGUAUGGGAGCUGCGGGAGCGUCGACGAUGCCAAGAGAGUUUUCGAUGCAAUGCCGGCCAGGAAUGUCAUCACCUGGACUGCGAUGAUCGGGGCUCAUGCCGAGACCAGUCUCGAGCAAGCUUUCAAGGUGUUCCGGCUGAUGGAGCUCGAGGGGUUUAAGUCCAACUUCGUGACGUACGUGACGCUCGUCCAGGCUUGCUCCAAACCGGAGUUUCUAGAGGUGGGCAUAAUCUUACACAUGCGUAGUGUGGAGAGUUCUAGUGCUAUGGAAACUCCUCUUUGCAAUGCGCUGAUCACGAUGUAUGGAAGAUGCGGACGGCUGGAGGACGCGCGCGCCAUCUUUUCCAGCAUGGUGGAGCGAGAUAUAAUCGCCUGGAACGCUCUCAUUACGGAGUAUGGCCAGCACGGGCAUGUCGAGGAGGCUGUGCUGCUCUACCAGCUUAUGCUACAAGAGGGCUGUAAGCCAGACAAGAAGCUCUAA
This is a messenger RNA of Selaginella moellendorffii, 1113 nucleotides long. Its product is annotated as pentatricopeptide repeat-containing protein At3g24000, mitochondrial-like. The coding region runs from base 1 to 1113 and encodes 370 amino acids. Lineage: Eukaryota; Viridiplantae; Streptophyta; Lycopodiopsida; Selaginellales; Selaginellaceae. Gene Ontology annotation, molecular function: protein binding; RNA binding. The record is from RefSeq and is a predicted model, not a curated record. The transcript is spliced from 3 exons. Gene Ontology annotation, biological process: RNA modification.